AGAUAUGCGCGAGUUGCAUGUAAUUCAUACUUCCUUUGCACUAUUCCGAUUGUUUCUUUGUAAAGCGUCGGAAGAUCUCGGAAAUAUUUCGGAAAUAUUCACAUGGUUUUCGGGCCCUGUUCGGACGAUCUUGUGCGGAGAUCUUCGGGAAUCCCGCGCCGUUUAUUGUACACGGUUUAUUUAAUUCCGGGCACUGCUAAAUUCACCAACUCCCAACUUUCGCUGUUUUAACAAAGUAAGCUUCAUGCCGCAUGAUCGAAGGAAGCUAAGCUUUAUCUGCACGGCAAAAUGGGCAUGGAUUUGGUCAGCAUCUAUGUAGCCUGCGUAGCAGGCGUAUAAAGGGGAGGAAGUGGAGGAGGAGGAAGAGAAUUCGGGAAAGAGAAUUUCCCCUCCCUCCCCCCACCCCACUCCUCUGUUUUUUUUUCCCGAAUUCUCUUCCUCAGGACCUAUGGGGCAUGCAAAGCGCAACACCACAAUACCGCGAAACAGGAAGCUCGAUCGUUGACUGUGGUGUUCUCUCUGAUUUCAUCAAGGCUUGGUCACUCAGCUCUUGGAUUUGACUUUAAAACAUGACCACUGAAAACAUGUUCCGAGACAUAUUUUUUCCCUGUAUUUCAUAUUAUCGGAGGUGAAGAAUGCUCAACUCUUAGCUGUUGUACAGUUUUAACAUCGCAGCCUUAAAAAAUCUAAAUCUGACGUUUAAUUCAGGAUUGAAAGUGGUCUUUCUUUGCCUAUGGCGAGUUUGUAUGGUAUGUAUGUGAAUUGCUAGCUUGUCAAGUACUUCGGGGCACGCACACGAAACUGGAGACGAUAUAAUUUGAACACACGGCAGAGCGAAGGACAAGUGGUCAGGACAUGGAGGGACAUAAUAUUUCAACUUUUAUCAGGAAUCGAGAAGUAAAGUCGUCCAUCACGCGAGCGUUUCAGAGAAGAUUUCAACUUCAUUCGCCGUUUGUCGAAAGACUUGGAUUAGAAAGGGAGCUCGAGGGUCACUCUGGCUGUGUCAAUUGUUUGGAAUGGAAUGAAAAUGGAAACCUCCUUGUGUCUGGGUCAGAUGAUCUUAAUGCAAUAUUGUGGGAUCCACUCCAAUGUCAGAAAAAGUGUUGCAUCAAAACAGGACACUCUGGAAACAUCUUCUCUGUCAAGUUUUUGCCACAGAUUGGAGACAGAAUCAUUGCAACAGCUGCUGCGGAUGCUAAAGUUCAGAUCCAUACAGUAGAAACACAGGAGACAUCGCAAGUAUAUAAAUGUCAUAUUGGGCGUGUGAAAAGACUUGCUACAGCUCCGGACACUCCAUACAUGCUGUGGAGUGCGUCUGAGGAUGGAACUAUAAGGCAAUUUGAUCUACGACAACCACAUACUUGCAACACAAGCAGUAAAAACUGUAAGAAUGUUCUUAUAAACCUAAAUAUUUAUGUUGGUGCCAUGGCAGAGGCAAAGUGUCUUGCAAUAAAUCCUCUACAGCCUGAACUUCUUGCAGUUGGGUGCAAUGACCCUUUUGUACGACUGUAUGAUCACAGAAUGUUAGCAUCACAUAGUUUCUCAGAGGUGAAGAAGCCUUUUAGCAACAGUAGCAACAGUCCUGAAGAUGCAAAACUACCUCCUGGAUGUGUUCAGUACUUUGCUCCAGGCCAUUUGCCACCACAGUUAAGCAAAAAUUCACGGAGGCGAUUUCGAGCUUAUGUUGCUACCUAUGUAAACUUCUCCCCUAGUGGACAAGAGCUGAUUGCGAAUUUAGGUGGUGAACAAAUAUACCUGUUUGAUAUUAAACAGCGUCGAAAAGUAAUGAAGUACCAGGGAGUAAAUGGGUUUACUUCAUCACUUACUUCAAAUGGUGUGGUCAAAAGUGUUGUAGAUAAUUGUGGUUUUUCUGCAAGUAAAAAUGGUUUUUCAUCAUCUGCUAAUGGAGCUACAAAUGGUUACAAAAUCUCAAAUUUAAAUGGGAAGAGAACUGUCACAGACAAAACACCUUCCAAGUCCAUCUGUAGCAGCAAUCAUUCAAGUAACAUCUCUCAGGAGUUGCCACCCAAAGCUCUUGAACUUAAGGCUAAAGGAAAUGAUGCCUUUUGCCAACAACAGUUUUGGACAGCUGUCAACCUUUAUAAUGAAGCGAUAUCUCAUGCCUCUGAUUCUGCUGUCCUGUAUGCCAACAGAGCUGCUGCAUUUAUCAAGAGGGCAUGGGAUGGGGACAUCUAUGCAGCACUGCGGGACUGUCACAGGGCACUUCAUCUGGAUCCUAAUCACACCAAGGCACAUUUUCGGCAGGCUCGCUGUUUGUAUGAACUGCACUGGUUCCAGGAGGCUCUUUCCUGUCUAAACCACUUCAAGUUAAAAUUUCCAGAACAAGCUGAGGGAAGUGCAGCAAAGACUCUAGAGAGAGACAUCAGAGCAGCUGCAUUUGCUGAGACUGAAGACAAUGAUGACGAGGAGACAAGUGGUCACACAGAUGCUGUUUCUAGUCGACGCAGGAGACGUCUUAGCAUUGUGUCUGAUCAAGAGAAAGCCUUCCGUGCUGAAGCGCUUGAUUAUGAGCAGCGGUUCUGUGGACACUGUAACACUACUACUGACAUAAAAGAAGCAAAUUUCUUUGGUAGCAAUGGACAGUAUAUUGUGGCAGGCAGUGAUGAUGGUUCAUUUUUUAUGUGGGACAAGGAAACAACAAAUCUUGUACGAGUAUUAAAAGGAGAUGAUUCUAUUGUAAACUGCUUGCAGCCACAUCCAAGUACUUGUCUUUUGGCCACAAGUGGAAUUGACCCUGUGAUCAGGCUUUGGAGUCCAUGUCCACAGGAAGGGGAAACACAGGACAGGCAUAUAGACGAAGUGGAAGCUGCAGCCAAGGCAAAUCAACGAAGAAUGAAUGCUGACCCUUUAGAGGUGAUGCUAAUGAAUAUGGGAUACAGAUCAAGAUUCACCAUGGCAGAAGGCAGUGAUGAAGAUGAUACCGAAACUCCGAUACAAUGUCGCACUAGUUAGACAAUAAAUUAUGAUGCACUUUUGGUGUGUAACUUACAACUCGCUUCCAGGUGACAGAUGAUGUUUUAGUUACCUUGAGCAAAAUAUUUUGGUAAUUAAUGUCUAAUGUACGCUGCACUAAAUGUUUGUUAAAUGAAAAUUAUGGUGAAGUUUUGAGAUGUAAAAUCAUUGUUGGUAUGAAUGAGAGUGCCCUGAAUUUUACUGUCUAGUUUAUUGAUAAUUUAGAGUUUAAAGUAACUUCCAAUAGAUGGUCAAUUGUUCAUUUGUGUUCUUUGAUGGACUUUAACCCUCAAACAUGCACCAUUCAUGUCAGUUCUUCUUUUUUCUUUUUGCAACAAAUUAAUACAAUACUGUCUAAGAAUGAAGGAUCUGAUAAGCUAAGGAGGAAGGUGUUCAUUUAAAACUAGAUUCUCUUAGAGAAAAUUCAAGAUGAAAUGAAAAUAACUAACUAAAGGUGAAUUUUGCUUCUGAUUAUCUUAGAAUUCAAAGGUUAUUGAGCAAACAUAUGAUUAUUCUACAGAUGAAGUUAGAUGGUUCGCAGUAAAAUGAUGUUUACUUUAUGCACAUUUAUCAGCAAGAAAUGUCAAAUCAUUGCUGCUGUACCUGUUAACUUGCAUAAGGAAAGUAUUUUUGUGGGGAAAAUAAGCAGUAAUAUCAAAAUAAUAUCAAGGGUUAUGCUGCAUGACUGAGUGCAAGGUUCUAUACAUUGCAGUGAAAAUCGUCCAGAUGCCAAAGAGGAUUUGAUUCGUGGCUCAAGAAAUAGAAAGAGGAUUGGGAAAUUAAAAUAAUACUAUGGCAAUAUUACUUAAAUUCUGUUUUGUUAGUUAAAGAUAAAUUUUUUUCCUUGACUUAUUCAAACUAGUUUGAAUUUGUAGAUUGUCUUAAAGAGAACAAAUUCUCAAUAUAUUUGAAAGGACGUGUUAGGAGUCACACUUAAACCUUAGCAUCCAUGCCAUGAAUGUCAAUCAAUACCGCUAGUCCCCAGGUGGUUGACAGAUGUAAGUGUGACACUCCAGAACCCGAGCACUUUGGUUGAAAAUACUGUUUAAAAAAUAUCACUUGCAAAGUUGGGCACAGAGUAGUAUUUGACAUUUCUAAAAGUAAUGGGUUAAGUCAGCAUGAAGCAUUCAAUAAUCACUCCUCUAUUGAUUACAAUUUAGCAGACUUGUUCCCAGGAAAAUGCACUUUGCUCUUUAAGGCAUUGUAGAAUAUAAUAAUUAUUAGUGUUUUUCUUAGCCUUACUAAAAACACAUAAUGUACCAUUCUAGGUUUUUUUAAAUAGUUUAAAUUAUUGGACAGAAGUUUACCUGUUUGGUUUUAAGCAGCAAAAGUAACAAUUUUAAGUUAUGGGUAAUUGAUAACUGAUAAGUGAACUCGUAAGUAUUGUUCAAAUACAAACGCCUAUUGUUAAGAAAGAAUGUUUAAGAAUCAUCUUAACUAAGGAGAGCUUCGUAAAUUUAGCCCCUGGUUGACAAGAUGUACUGUUUGAGGUUGAGAUGCUCUUAACAUUACCAACAAGGAACAGAUGUGAGAUGCUGACCAAAAUAAUCUAUACUGGUGUUUUAGCAUUUAUUACAUUUCUAGGAUUGCUUCACUUCCAAUGACACAUUUAACUCUAAAAAGUGUAAUGUUAUUCGGAUGUUGUGUCUUGUCCGCAGUGGAAUGAAUACAUUAAAAGGAGACAACACUGUCUGUGCUGCUCUGAAAUUAACAAUACAGGGUUAACCUAUCUGCUGCAUUUUGUAAGCAAUUUUAAAUAAAUAAAAGAAAAGGACAGGCAAAGUUUAAUUUUACAGCUUCAAUGCAAAUGCAAUAUAGAGUAUCACACACUCGUCAUUUUUCUCUAACACAGCCCUUAAGAUUGACUCUUUGAGUGAUUAACAAACUUUUAUCACUUUGUUUAUCACAGUAUGCAAACGUUGAGGUAAGAAUGCUCUCUGUAACCUGAUGGGCACAAGUAUUCUCCUGUGAUCAAGGGUCCUAUUUUUAUGGCGGGGAAAACUGAUUUCAAAA
Molecule: messenger RNA, 4986 nt
Organism: Orbicella faveolata
Lineage: Eukaryota; Metazoa; Cnidaria; Anthozoa; Scleractinia; Merulinidae
Product: WD and tetratricopeptide repeats protein 1-like
Biological process (GO): negative regulation of fatty acid biosynthetic process
Cellular component (GO): Cul4-RING E3 ubiquitin ligase complex; cytoplasm
Molecular function (GO): protein binding
Source: RefSeq, a predicted model, not a curated record